CACCGUUGGCUUCCUACCACCUCCACCCAGCAUGUUGGUGUGUCCGUUGUACAGUGACACUUGCGGCUUUAUAAUCAAACAACAGGAAACCAAUUGGCGAAUGCUUGAUUGAUCCUUACUGAUUGCCGCGGCUGAUAGUACGAAACUAUCGCGAGAGUGGGUGAAAAUAAAAGGGGUUUGUCGCAUCGUUACCCUGCCCGUGUCCUUAAUCUUCCCCCCCCUUUCCAGCCCCACCCGCUUAUCAGUCAGCCAUGGCGGAAAGUGGCACAUUUUUGCUUUAUUCAUGACAGCUUCCGAAAACACCUCGCUCAGCUUAUCAGGAGGUGUAUUAGCACAGUUCAUUUCUUCUUUUUGUUGUUGUUGUUUCUUUUUUUUUUGGUUGGUUGGUUUCCCACCGACCGUUUUUCCCGCUGUGCCGCUGUGUGCAAGGAUGCGCGUGGAUGGUGGAGCACAUGGGAGGCUUUGGUUAAGGACGCGACAUGCGCAUUCGCAACCCCCCAUACCUGCCCAGAACCGAUAUCAGAAAACGGCAAGAAAUAUAUGUAUACCGUGCCUCCUAUCGUUAUGCUGCCAUUAGGAGCACACCAAGCUCUUCCAGUGUGAGUCGGUUCUGUUACUGCUGCAGCGAAGUGCUUUCCACUUAACGUAACUAUUUGCGGAACCAGAUUCCGCCAGCUAUUGUGACUAAAUGUGUUUUAGUGUUAUAGUGUCGCUGGUUACAUAUUCGGACGAUGUGCUUUUCCAUUUCGUUAGGAUCCUAUCACGUUUUGCAAAACUUGAAGCGCACACACAGCGCGAACUGUGGAUAUCAAGAUUUUGGAGGUCGUUACCUGUAGUACCGUAACUAGUUUGGUGCACAUCCAGAUGAAAAAUAUCUCAAGUCUCGCAAAUAAGGGACCAGAGUGCAACAACUUACCACGUGAAGGAAAGAAGAAAAAAAAACAGUGCGUUUAUUUGCCCUCUUGUUGCGGUUUGUUGCUUCUAAUCGUCCUUUGUGUCGAUUCCGCUGACCUAACCAAGCGCAAGUUGACGCGCAGUCCUGCCCCAACAAUGUCCCGAUAACAAAGUUUUAUCCACGGGCAAGAAUACAUUAGGCUCGCAUCGGUUGGCUAUUCGCAGCACACAAUUCUUUGAUUGGAACCAGGCGCAGCCUAAUGGGGUGGAACGGUUGAAACGGGCAAUACGGUGAAGAUUCACAGGUCCCCAAGAAACCCCCCCAAAACAUACCCGAACAGAACCGUAAAGCGAAAGCGAAGAGAGAUUGGGCGCUGAUUGGAUAUCCAUAACCUGUGCCUGUGUGCCCUAAUCGAAGAAGGCUCGCUUCGGUGCCUGUGGUGUUAAGAACGGAUGUGAAUGUUUGUGUAUGUGUGCGUGUAUGAAAGUGUGUGAGAGAGUGAUUUCCAUGCCCAGCUCUUGUUACCCAUUUUCCCGCUAGUGCGCUCAAAACCCUACGACACGUUCUAUGUAGAUGCUGGCCUAGAAUUUGUAUAUACGAACCCAAUAUAUCUGGCCCACAAGGCGAGAUAUACCAUUCGGCAUCCUUGUGUUGACAUAAAAGGGUGCUUUUGUGGUGUCUUGUGUGAACAACAAACGGGGUUUUUGGCUCGGUCGGCGUCACUGCUAACACACUGCUGGGAAAGUCGGCAAUAGCAAUGGAGGCAAGGCGAUUUUGAAGCUCACCAGAAACUCGGUCAACAAUCAAAAAAGAAUUAAUCAUACAAUCUACCCCAAAAAACCGAAGACAAAGAAAAAACAUUGGGCGAUGGUGAUACGGGGUAUCACACGGACCGAAAACUUUUCCUGCUUUCAAUGUUUCUUCGCUGCAUAAAUUUUGGCAUUGGAAUCUUCGCGGUGUGGUGUCGGUGCCGAUGACUUGUAUGGCCCAAAAUGUGUGCAAAUUCGUGCCUGAUGUUUAUAGUGUACCGUUAAUCUAAUAAUGUUUACAUUGGACGGUAGACCUACGGAAGGCACAACGUGAGCCGCAUUUUAGAUUAUUUGCGAUGAGAGACAGACAUUGAAUGCAGCGUUAAAGUCCGUAUGUGUCCGUAGUGUCGAACGGUAGUAGCACUUUUAGUAUAUAAUUCGUUUAACGGUGGAAAGGAGCAAAUGGUGGAAAACGUGAAACCUAGCAACAAGAUGCCUUUAUUGUAGGUUUUUGAGGUAGGGUUUUUUUCCCCUACUAGCGAAUUUCGCUAAGCACGGGAAGGACCACUUCUGCGCCUGGUGUGGCUAUAGUGUUCUUAACCUUCACGGGACUUGCUGGGGGUGUUUGCUUGGUAAAAGGACGAGCACCAUUUCAGUUUUGCUCCCAGUGAAGCAAUUGGAGAUGGUUGAAGUCCUCUGUAAUGUGAUACAUUUCUGUUUGUUUUUUUUGUUGUUGUUAUUAUGGGUCGUCUUUUCGAUGUUUUGCCGAUAUUCUCAACCCACAUCGGGUAUGCUAUACAUUACCGAACCUUUACAUCUUCCUUUGCAGGAACAAUGAUCACUUCUUGACCAGAGGAUAUCGACGCGUUCAAUCCCCUUCAACCCACGACAUCAUCCAGCGUCCUUUUUGCCAGUUCUCGGUGUUGCAAGACAUUUCUGCAAAAUUUCUCUUAGUUCAGCAAUAGGGCCUAGCAAAAAAAAACACACACGGGUUGAGCCUAGCCGUAUCAUCUCGCACGUACCGGAUGGAUUGAAUUUUGUCGUACCAGGUUGAGGUGAUCAAAGGGCAUAACAAAACUAGAAAUUCGACGAAGCACAAGGGUAGGGCGGGCGCGACUGAGAAUUCGAUGUGGAAGAAAACUCUAGCAUCCAAUGCUCAAAACCAUUGCUCAAAUUCAGCUCACACCCAUUUGAGAAGUAUUAGGGAAAGGGGCUUGGAAAGGACUCGGCCGUAAUUGUGCAUUGUGUACGAGUGGCGCAAAGGUUAGGAGCGUCGUUGCAAACCGUUGUUUGCAUCGACCGAAGAAAGCCACCGACAAUCGUUAUCAACUGCUCAUCUCGCAAAAGACAGCAGCUACCCAUAAUCACUGUCUCCUUGUAUCUGCCCCGUCGGUAUCUGUUGCUGACUGGAAGCAUCAUAUGAAGCUCUCCCAUUCACUUUGACGAUUUAGACCGUUCAGCCUGAAGAGCCGUACCUUCCGGUACGAUAACGUAAUAGAUAGGAAAGGUUGUAUAUGGUACGUAUCCCUUCAGGGGAGCAGGACAGUAGCGAAAGUACAUAUAGAAUAGGUGAGGUUUGGUGGACACCAGUGUUUUGGGGAAUGCGAUGAGGCUACUACACGGUGUAUAUUUUACCAUAUUUGCCGUCGUUUCCGUGUGUGGAGGCAACCCGGAUGCAAAGCGACUCUACGACGAUCUGCUCAGUAACUAUAACAAGCUUGUCCGGCCGGUAGUCAAUGUCACUGAUGCGCUAACGGUCAAAAUCAAACUUAAACUGUCCCAGCUGAUCGAUGUGAACCUGAAGAAUCAAAUCAUGACUACGAAUCUGUGGGUAGAGCAGACGUGGUAUGACUACAAGCUAAAGUGGGAACCGAAGGAGUAUGGUGGUGUGGAGAUGCUGCACGUACCCUCCGAUCAUAUCUGGCGACCGGACAUCGUGCUGUACAACAAUGCGGACGGUAACUUUGAGGUGACGCUCGCGACGAAGGCAACGCUUAACUACACCGGCAGGGUAGAAUGGCGCCCGCCGGCUAUUUACAAAAGUUCGUGCGAAAUCGACGUCGAGUACUUCCCAUUCGAUGAGCAGACGUGCGUGAUGAAGUUUGGUAGCUGGACGUACGAUGGUUUUCAGGUGGAUCUACGGCACAUCGACGAAAUGAACGAAACGAACGUCGUCGAGGUGGGUGUCGAUUUGUCCGAAUUCUACACGUCUGUUGAAUGGGAUAUUUUGGAGGUACCUGCCGUAAGAAAUGAAAAGUUUUACACGUGCUGCGACGAACCGUACCUUGACAUUACGUUCAAUAUAACGAUGCGGCGAAAGACGCUGUUCUACACCGUCAACCUUAUCAUACCCUGCAUGGGCAUUAGCUUCCUUACCAUACUGGUGUUCUAUCUGCCAUCGGACAGUGGUGAAAAGGUACGAACAUCAAGCAAAAGGAUGCACAUCCGCUCGCCGUUACCGACGCCGACUUACAUAAAACGCUUUUCCUUCUCCGUAUCUCAUCCCCUUUUCAUUCCCGCUGUGCAGGUAUCGUUAAGCAUAUCCAUUCUGCUAUCGUUGACUGUGUUUUUCCUGCUGCUGGCGGAAAUCAUUCCGCCCACAUCGUUGGUGGUCCCGCUGCUAGGCAAGUUCGUCCUGUUCACGAUGAUACUGGACACGUUCAGUAUAUGUGUAACUGUGAUCGUGCUCAACAUUCAUUUCCGGUCGCCCCAAACCCAUACGAUGGCACCGUGGGUGAGGACUAUCUUCAUCAACCAUCUGCCGAAACUACUCGUAAUGCGUCGCCCGAUCUACCAACCGCUCCAUCACUUCAGUGCCGCCUCUCAGCGGUUUAUGCUGCGUUCGUGCAACAGCCUCGGUGACCAUAUUCCACCACUUCCGCCCACGAUCGCCUUUGAUCCGUCGGUACUGCUUGAUCACCAUUUGCUCGAUUCCAGUGAAAGCCUCAAUACCUGCCGACUGCACGGUAGCCCGACGCACCUCCACAAUCAUCGGUCGGGCGGUGGUCGACACCAUCACCAUCAUCACCAUAACGCGCUGGUCCGUGGCAUGGACCUGAUGGACGAUAUGCCACUGCCAUAUCACGACCACAACCAUCACAACUCGCCCAUGUCUCCAAUCAACUUUAAUCUACUCAGUGCGGCUAGUACUGCUGUGCCGAAUCCGCAGCACGGCGCAACCAUUACCGGUACCACUACCGGUACGGGAUUGCUUGAUCCGAACAGCACCUUUCACAAGAGUCUAGCGGCGGCCAACACAAACGACAGCAAGACCAACGCUAACCUGAUGUUGAAAGGUACUACGGCAACCGGUGGCGGCCAUCUUAGCUGCUGCAAUAGUCUAUUUCUGAACGAUCUGCAGCAGGCAGCUACGGCUGCCGUUACUACCGGUGCGACGACAGCUGAUCUACUGCUGGGCGAUAAUGGUGUUGCGGUACCGCUCAACAACAAUCUGCCCACGAACGUACUGCCGAGCGGGAUGAUCAUCAACACGACCGAUACGGGCACGACCGUACCGACGGGAGCGGCAUCUGGCGGUAAAGGUGACAAGACGGCUCAGAACCGUAACCGGUGGCUGGAGUGUCCUGAGCUAACGAAAGCGAUGGAUGGAGUAACGUACAUUGCUGACCACACACGAAAAGAAGAGGAAAGCUCAAGGGUUAAGGAGGACUGGAAGUAUGUCGCUAUGGUUCUCGAUCGACUGUUUCUGUGGAUCUUCACGAUAGCGGUCGUGUUCGGUACGGCAGGUAUAAUUCUGCAGGCACCAACACUCUACGAUACGCGCGUGCCGAUCGACAUUAAGAUGUCGGAGAUUGCCACUACGACGGCGAAGCCUUACAUCGCCAAACCCAUACUAUAAUGUGUGCCUGGACGUCGCACAAGGCAAACAAAGCAUGUUGGCUGCAGACAGCAAACCCGACAGGUGUUUUUUUCAGUGGAUUUGGAUGACGAGUUGUGUGAUCCUUUCUGAAGUCCUCUACACCUACUCAACUACUAUAAACCUACAAACACCUAUCCACUCACACUCACACAUUACACAACUACACCUACACACACACAUGCAUGCACAUUUGCCAUGCCAAUUAAGUAAGUAUGCUGCCCAGGAUCGGUUGGUAAUUGGCUAGUAGUGAAUUAAUAUCUAAGUAGUACUUUUUUAAUGGAACUGGUCAUCAACACCUUGACACAUCCUUUCACCUUUCAAAACCAGCGCACCUAACGACACAUUAACACACAUGCAUAUAACACGUGCACCUGAUAAAAUGGGGGGGGGGGGGGGAGGGAAAACGUUUAACUCAACAGACCAAUCUAACUUAUUCAAUUCCAACGCUUAACAAAUUGUGCUGCCUGCGUUUGUCUCAGUGCACCCAUCUGGGUAAAAGCAGCAAGACCCUGCCAUCGGUGACGUCGAAUAGCUUAUUCACACACCUCACUCACAAACGGUUAUCCCUCGAGCAAUGUUCGAUUUGUCGGGAGCCACUGGUACGAUGCAGUUUUACAAAAAACCGGUGUCCCUGUACAGUGAAGGACGCAGUCAAAUUUCGUACGUUGAUAGUUGAUUUUUUUUGGGGCUUUUUUUUGACAAGUUUACGCUUGUCUUUGCAACAGGGAAGCACUACCAUAACGUUAACAGAUUCAUGUAUUUAGAGUGCUACGCGGGUGUGCGGGAAGAUUGAAAAGCGCACACACAACGAAUGCCUCCAGCGGCACUAGCGCGGAGGGAGUCACUGCUCUAGUUCCAAUUUCGUUCUUUGGGCCACGUUACGCUGUCAUCGGAGCAUGGGGUUGUUUGCAUGGGAGAAUCAAUCGUUCCCUUGCGUUACUAUCGUUACUUUUUACUCACAAGUCCGUUCUAAACGCUAGUAUUCUCUUAGUACGUGCCUCCCUAACAAGCGGGUUUUAAAAUGGACGGAAGAGAACAAACUAUUUAUCGAUAUAAGCGAAUACACAGACAGACACAAAAACACACAACAAGCAACAGAGCAGUAUAAGAAAAAAAUAUGAAAGUGCAAAUACGUGUCUUCUACCGAAGGCUAACGUUAGUGUUUUAAAAAAACCGCAAAAACCCAACAAAACUAUCUGCGAACUGUCACGAAAGCAUCGGUUUUCGGCGUGCAGCUUCUCUUUCGGGGGCUCCAGUGGGGACGGGGUUGUUUUACCUGCAUUGUACCAUGAAAGAACAUGGGGAUGCAGUUUUAAUCCUUCUUUUGCCAGCACAUUCACUUUCGGUUUUUAAUUUCCUACGUUUUAUAUAAGAGCAUCCUAAAAAGGAUGAACAAAACAAUGUGUUCUCUGAGGGAUUAGCACUAGAACUACCAUGCGAUUGAAGUGUUUGUUUUUUAAAACAUUUGUUAAAAUCUUCCCAAGAGCCGAAUUAUGGUUUUUGGAUUCUUUUUGUAGUACGUAAUAUAAAAUAGAUAUAUAAAAGUCAUACAUCAACGGCGGUAGAAAUGUUUAAUCGCAAAAAUUAAUGUGAUUAAAAUGAAAGCGUAACCAGCCAAAAAUGGCGGGUAGUUUUAGUGUUAAAGGAAAUAUUGUACAUAAAGCAAGACAUCCUUUCACGGCAAUCCUUAUCAUUAUACGCACCAGUAACACCUCGUCGUAUUGGGCUCUACUACGUCGUUGUAGGCUUACUGGCGCUGUGGUAGCUGUGAUUUAAUUUUACCCCCCAGGAAGCCGAUAUGGAUCGACUUCUGGGACUUAUGGAGAAUCUACUAAUUGUUAUUUCAUCGACCCCCUUCAGCACGGGAACGCUUUACGGUGUAUCAGACGCGCAGUUAAACACACGUUUCACUGACUCACAAGAAAAAAAAAUAAUCACACAAUCAGUAACUAUUAGAAAAAAACAUACACGCUCGUUUCCAUAUUCAUAGAUUUGCGGCUCGCUUUGAGCAAUACAACAACAACAAAAACAAAAAAACCCGAAUUAUUAACGUUCAACGAAAAUAUAGAUAUAUGAAACAGAAGUGCUAGCCAAGAAGAAUAAGGUGAAAAGAGAAAGUAUAAAUUAGAGUGACAGAGGAAACUAAAACAGAAUAGAUUCUGAUAGAAGAUUGAUUUUUAUAAUAAUGAAAAUUUGAAGUAUUCAGCAGAUAGAGAAAAAAAAACAAAACAAAAAGAAAAACUCACUCAAAAACACUCAACAAACAAUUAUAAUUAGUAAUCAAGUAUAGUAGCGCAACGAAGUAACGUAAUACGCUCAAAACAAAACGCAACAAAUUCGGCGAUGAACGGAUCGGCAAUCGAGCUAUCUUCGUAUCCCGGACGUUGCGAAGGAAAACAAACCAUCUUCCUCAAACAAAAAAAAGAAGGAGAUCCUACCAACCUGUCGUCGCAGAAGGAUUACCUCAAACGAUUCGGAAGUCGAACGGAAGAAUGCAAGAGGUGUGUACCGACCAGCUGAAAGCGCUCGGAAGACGGGCCGGGGGGGAUGAGUUUGAGAGUAACAGAUGACAACAAAACAAAACAAAACUAAACAAACGAAAAAUAUAUGAAAGAAUGAAAGAAAGACAACGGAGGGGAACCAUAGUUAACUUAUGAACAAACAAACAAGCUAGCAUAAUAUAUUAAAAGCAGACAAACAAACAAAACAAAGAAAAGGAUAUCUGAAAUAAAGAAAAAAAAUAUCAUACACGAACACUUUUAA
Molecule: messenger RNA, 8287 nt
Organism: Anopheles funestus (African malaria mosquito)
Lineage: Eukaryota; Metazoa; Arthropoda; Insecta; Diptera; Culicidae
Product: acetylcholine receptor subunit alpha-like
Exons: 9
Coding region: 3251-5503 (750 amino acids)
Biological process (GO): chemical synaptic transmission; nervous system process; regulation of membrane potential
Cellular component (GO): postsynaptic membrane; synapse; neuron projection
Molecular function (GO): acetylcholine-gated monoatomic cation-selective channel activity; transmembrane signaling receptor activity
Source: RefSeq, a predicted model, not a curated record